Molecule: messenger RNA, 3158 nt
Organism: Dalotia coriaria
Lineage: Eukaryota; Metazoa; Arthropoda; Insecta; Coleoptera; Staphylinidae
Gene: sprt
Product: PDZ domain-containing protein sprite
Molecular function (GO): protein binding
Source: RefSeq, a predicted model, not a curated record
GCGCCGGUGCGGUAGGUCACACACCGGCAACGAACCGAAGAACUAAACAACUCGCGAACGAGCGCAUUCACCAAACGAACUUUUAACUUACGAACUUUACAAACUCAAUACACAGUACUUAAGUACAAGUUUUAGUUUUAAUUUUAAAAGUGAAUAAUAAAAUUAAAUUAAGUUUAAUUAAUCUAAGUUAAAUUGUGUGAGGAUUUUUAAUUAUUUGGAGAUAAAUUUAAAGGUAAUUUAUGAUCGUGCAUAGUGUGGUGAAGAAGCAGACGAUCAAGCGAAGAACACGAAGGUUCUAAGGUCGAGUCCGAGAGUUCUCGCCUUGAAGAUUCAAAGAGUUGCUUGAGACCUCCUGGCGGGUGGCGUGGCAAACGAAAAACCCGCACACUAGGCUCGAGCUGCGAGCACCAAACAAACCAGUACCAGCACACCAGCACACCAGCAGGUCUUCUAUCUUAACAUAUCCCGUGGUAUUGUUGCACUCCGCCGGCGAGAUGUGGGUGUGGAGGCACGCACGGAUGUUGGCGGCUGCGAAGAACGGCCAGCGACGAUGAACGCCAACUCUUCAGCGAGGCUAUAUUCCACUACCAAACAAAAUUCAGGUCUAGAUAUACACGAAAAUCAACUGCAGACACCGUUAAUUGUCAAAAAAUCGUCGUCUUUGUUAUCAUUGAACCAGUCGCAAAUAUUCGAACCCAGAAUGGCCCAAUUAGAAACCCUCGAGGCGAGAAUGGCCAGUAUUGAAGUAUCUUUAUCAUCAACCCCACGCCGCAAGAAAAAUGGAAGUCUAAGUGGAUCGGUGCGAUCGAUCCCGAAAGAUGUGACAGCGUCCAAAGAACUCGAAAGUCUUCGGAAUGCUCUCCGUGAUAAGGAGAAUAUUAUCCAGACAUUGAGAGGUCAGCUGAGUAUUCCGGCAGUGGUGCGUCUCAACCACAACAUUCGCAAUUGCGGUAAUAACAAUAACAAUGGUUUACUGCGUGAACUCUCCGACGCGGAGAAGAAACAAGCCGAGGAACGUCUUGCCAGACUACGGAAUGACACCGACGCUAAACGAUUAGAUAAAAAUUUAAAAAUGGCGCUUGAACGAUUAGAUAUCACAGAUAAUAUUGAUGUGCGUAUACAACAAGCCGAGCUGGAAUAUCAAUUGGGUCGCGAAGAAUUAAAUCUUCUUACGUUGCUGGAAGAAACCAGAACACUGCAGCAUUGUCUCGAGGAGUGCAAUAAAAAGGCACACGAUUCGCAUACGCUGUACAGUUGUUUGAGUACAAACGAAGUGGUCAGCUUGCACGUCGCCGAAAUCGUUUGUGAUCCGAAAAGUCCCCGUUUCGGCGCCGGUCAAAACGAAACCAGUCCCGGGCUGUACAUCGAAUGGGCGUUGGAUGAUACCGGCUUGCAAAAAGGGGACAGGUUGAUAGAAGUAAAUGGUAAAAUGGUCCUAACAAAAACACGAGAUGAUGUAACGAGAUUACUUCAAGCCGCACCUGACCCAGCAACAUUAGUGGUCCUCCGUAAAGGAAUCCAUGGUAAAGUGCCGGUCAUAUCAACAAACCACGCAAAUAAUGAAGUUUCUGCGCUGCGUUGCGAACUGGAGGCUGUUAAAGAACGCGCCGAAGAGGCACAACGAGCCAAGGAUGGCAUGCGAUCUGAUAACAUACGAUUGACACAUAGGAUAUCCUAUUUAGAAGAGCAGGUUUCUGAAUUACUCUCUCGGAAACCAGAUGCUGACAUUCGGAUACUAAACCAGAGCCCAAUCAUAACCUCAACCGUGAAAACAAAUCAAAACAUCACUAAUAUCAACAUAAGUUCACAACCCACGAUUGUACCGAAACAAAAUGGCGAUCAACACAUUCCUUUGCCGUUAAGGUCAAAGAGUAGUCUAUCAAAUGUGUCAAACACUUUGAUAUCAGCUCCCAGUCCACAACCCUCUGACCAUUCUUGCCACAAAUCUCAUCGACAUUCCAAACACCGUUCUAGAAGUGGUUUGUUACUUUCGACAAGCACACAUAACCUAGAACCCAAGAAACAUAACCACCAUCAUCACCAUCACCAUCGAGAGAAAGAUUACAGUUCUGAGACUAAUUCAGCAAUGGAAUAUCGUACACCCAGAAAAUGGUCCGAUCAAACCACUCCGACCAAUGAAUACAACUCCAGUGGUAAUAUUAUGGACCAAAGUUAUCGGAAAGCAACAAAAAUCGUUCAGGACCUCACGAAAAACAACGGACAUUUAUAUGAGAAGCAUAAAUCUGCUUCUAAGUGUAUCGGAAGUUCAGAAAAAUACAAUUCAGAGAUGUUGAAACAUUACAACGCAAGAAAAUCCACCUCAGUGAUGGAUUUCCGUUCGGAAAUUCAACUGGGACCCAAAUAUGGUCCAGAUUCAAGGAGUGUAGAAGAAUUGGAUACAAUCACAGCAAUGGAACCCAAGAAAGAAUCAAACAACACCAGGAGAUUGUAUAAAAAUUACGAAGCAAGAAGUGUUAAAUCUCUAGACUUUGACAGUGAUAGAAACACUGACUAUGCCUCAGAACCAUCGAAACCCAGACCAACUCCUCCCAAGAAACCUCUCAGAUUAUCUCUACACCGAGCGCAGAGUCUACAAUCAGUAGAAACGCCUCCAGCGACUCCGAAUGGCUCCCCACCGAAUGACAAUCGCAAGGCGAUGAAACGAAACUACAAAGGGGAGGCCCCACAUCCAGGAAGCAUCAACGGAUUGAAUUUAACCCAUCAGGGUGUGAUUUUAAACACUGAGAAAGUGAAUGGAUACACGGUGAAAGCAGAUUACAACCAGAAUGGACACACGAAUGGGCAGACCAAUGGAGAUGUCAAAUGGACCAGUUUUGCGCAGACAACGCAGAAUAAACGAGAUAUUUUGCUCGAAAUGCAUCGAGAACAACGAGAACAACGGGAACAGCGAGAUUUGCGAGAGCAUACAAGGCGCGAUGUGCGCGAAAGCAAUUUUCGUGACCAAAGCAAACACCACUGGUGCUAAUGAUGAAUUAUUCACGGAGUUAAUUCGCAGGUAGCACUUCAGUAUGCAAUAUGAUGUUUAAAUGUGCUCUUUAUAUAAUAUUUAUAUAUGAUUAUAGUAUAAAUAUCUAUAUAUGUAAUAAAUAUUUUACUACUACGAAUGUAUUAUGAAUAUAAACACGAUUUUAAAUUAG